Molecule: messenger RNA, 273 nt
Organism: Brenthis ino (lesser marbled fritillary)
Lineage: Eukaryota; Metazoa; Arthropoda; Insecta; Lepidoptera; Nymphalidae
Source: the annotation of a GenBank genome assembly
AUGCCGCGUAAUAAUAGAAGAAAAACGAAACGUGACGGGUGGUUGGAAGACUCUAUGAUUAAAGCACUGGAUGCUGUAAAACGUAAAAGAAGAAAAGGUAAAGAAGUAUCCAAUAAGAGGAAGAAAACUUCUUAUAUUCUCGAGUCUGAGCCAUCUGAAGAAGAAGAAGAUACAGAAUGUCUACUUUGCACGGAAACAUUUUCCAAGGAUAACAUGGGUGAUUUACGAAUAAAAUGUUGUGAAUGUCAAAAAUGGGGUCAUCUUGUGCAGGGA